UUUGUGCAGCUGCAGCGGCGGCUCCGGGAAGAUGGCGGCCCGGGCGGGUUUCCAGUCUGUGGCUCCGAGCGGCGGCGCCGGAGCCUCAGGAGGAGCGGGCGUGGCGGCUGCUCUGGGCCCGGGCGGAACUCCCGGGCCUCCGGUGCGAAUGGGCCCCGCGCCGGGUCAAGGGCUGUACCGCUCCCCGAUGCCCGGGGCGGCCUAUCCGAGACCAGGCGUGCUGCCAGGCAGCCGAAUGACACCUCAGGGACCUUCCAUGGGACCUCCUGGCUAUGGGGGGAACCCUUCAGUCCGACCUGGCCUGGCCCAGUCAGGGAUGGACCAGUCCCGCAAGAGACCUGCGCCUCAACAGAUCCAGCAGGUCCAGCAGCAGGCGGUCCAAAAUCGAAACCACAAUGCAAAGAAAAAGAAAAUGGCUGACAAAAUCCUACCUCAAAGGAUUCGGGAACUGGUACCAGAAUCACAGGCCUAUAUGGACCUCCUGGCUUUUGAGAGGAAACUGGACCAGACUAUCAUGAGGAAACGGCUAGAUAUCCAGGAGGCCUUAAAACGGCCCAUCAAGCAAAAACGGAAGCUGCGAAUUUUCAUUUCCAACACUUUCAAUCCGGCUAAGUCGGAUGCCGAAGACGGGGAAGGGACGGUGGCUUCCUGGGAGCUCCGGGUGGAAGGACGGCUCCUGGAGGAUUCAGCCUUGUCCAAAUACGAUGCCACCAAGCAGAAGAGAAAGUUCUCUUCCUUUUUUAAGUCCUUGGUGAUUGAACUUGACAAAGACCUCUAUGGGCCAGACAACCACCUGGUGGAAUGGCACAGGACCGCCACUACCCAGGAGACCGAUGGCUUCCAGGUGAAGCGACCAGGCGAUGUGAAUGUGCGGUGUACCGUCCUGCUGAUGCUGGAUUACCAGCCGCCCCAGUUUAAGUUAGACCCCCGCCUGGCGCGACUCCUGGGCAUCCAUACGCAGACGCGUCCGGUGAUCAUCCAAGCGCUGUGGCAGUAUAUUAAAACACACAAGCUCCAGGACCCCCAUGAACGCGAGUUCGUUAUCUGCGACAAGUACCUCCAGCAGAUCUUUGAAUCUCAGCGGAUGAAGUUCUCAGAGAUCCCCCAGCGGCUCCAUGCCCUGCUUAUGCCGCCAGAGCCCAUCAUCAUCAAUCACGUCAUCAGUGUUGACCCAAAUGACCAGAAAAAGACUGCUUGCUAUGACAUUGAUGUGGAAGUGGAUGACACUUUGAAGACUCAGAUGAAUUCUUUUCUGCUGUCCACUGCCAGCCAGCAGGAGAUUGCCACUCUAGACAACAAGAUCCACGAGACGAUAGAAACCAUCAACCAGCUGAAGACCCAGCGAGAGUUCAUGCUGAGCUUUGCCCGAGACCCUCAGGGUUUUAUCAAUGAUUGGCUUCAGUCCCAGUGCAGGGACCUCAAGACUAUGACUGAUGUGGUGGGCAACCCAGAAGAGGAACGCCGUGCUGAGUUUUACUUCCAGCCCUGGGCUCAGGAGGCUGUGUGCCGAUACUUCUACUCCAAGGUGCAGCAGAGGCGGCAAGAAUUAGAGCAAGCCCUAGGAAUCCGAAAUACAUAGGGCUGCUGUGGCUCUAACUUGGCUGCACCAAUCCUUUCUUUGGGCCUUGUGCUGCCUGCCUCAGUGUACCUGUCUUGGUCUUGCCUGAGGCAUUCCAGGAGAUGCUGUUGGUUCCAGGACAGCAUCACAAUGAAGAGGGUGUCGCAUUUCUGUCUCACCGGCACCUGUUGUCCUCUUCCUCCACCCCAGCCUCCCACCUCAGUUCCCCCUACAAAGUUCCCAUGUGCCUCUACCUCCCUGCCCCAUCCCCGGUCUACAUAGGACCUCUAGAUAGUGUUAGAGAACCAUAGUGGUAAUCAGUGCUCUGAAAUGGCUGGAGCCUCCUAAGGGCAGGUGGUCUUCAGGGAGACCAGCUACACUGAUCCUGCCCUUGCCAGGAGACCCAGGCAUUGGGAGCUGACCCUCCUCUGCGCCUCAGGCCUAGGGCACUCUAUAAGCUAGUUGACCUUGGCCCUCCUGGUAGCCCGACUUUCCCUUCCCUCCAUAGGUUGGAGCAGAUUCUCCUUUACUUCUUGCCCUCUAGCACUAAAGGAGCCCAGGUUCUUGGGCUUCCCUGAGCCCAGGUUUGUCCCCACCCUCUGGACUGACCUGCUGACUCAGUGCCGUCUAACCCCUCAGUGGGGUCCAUGUCAGUAUUGGAGUGUGUUUUGAACUGUUGCUUCCUCCUGCACACUCCCGGAGCUGCCCGGUAUGGAUUUCCCCACAGCAGCCCUGACCCAUGGCAUUUGGGUAGGGGAUCUUGCCUUUCCCUGUCAGAGCCCCAGGGACCGAAGCCGAAGCCGGGGUGCUGUCAUUCCCAGCAUAGACUGUUCCUUCCUGCUGUUAGAGGCUUGUUCAUUCACUCCAUCCUGCCCCUCCCGUAAAUGGAGAAACAGGCCUAAAAUCACACGGGUAAAGCCCUGGGCCAUCCCUGUCUUCCUGUCCCAUGUCUGCCCGGUUGGAGCACACUCCCUGCUGGCCUCCAGGGCACUGAGGAGCAAGAGCGCCUAGGGCUGGAGAUGAGGUCUGCAGUGGGCUUGUGACCCCCCACCCCCCGCCUGCCCUCAAAGCUUCAGACCCCUCAGGUAGCAGCAGGACGUGUGUUCUUGGUCCCCGGAACAGAUGGCUUUGCAUCUUCCAGGGAAGCCUUGGAUUCUUCCGGGUUUUAUCACCCAGAAGUAGCAUGUCCCAGGCUCGCAGACAACACUGCAGGGUGGGAGACAGCUGGGCACAGGGGGAUUCCGUUGAGCAUGGGCUCUGAACCCACAGAACUGACAAAGCCCCUGCUUCCCCACCCCCACCUCAGGCUCCUGCGAGCAGUGCUCCUGCCCCUCCCCAGCCUGUUCUUACUGGGGACAGCAGUCUUCCCCCUGCCUUCCCUUGUCCUGUAUUUGCCCCUCCCACAGAGACACUGGACAACCCUGGGGCGCUGAGCCCUAGCCUGGCUCCUGGCAGGAAGCAUGAUGAGGAAACUCAGCACUCCUACAGUGUCCCUGUUGAUAACUGUUUUUAUUAACUGAAUUGUGUUUUGUUUUUGUUUUUAUUUCAUGGACCAAAACUUUUUUUUGUACUGUCUCCUUACUUAUGUCACCCAGUUUUAAUAAAAGACUUAUGAAGA
Psammomys obesus (fat sand rat) is the source of this 3176-nucleotide messenger RNA. It is a transcript of the gene Smarcd1, whose product is annotated as SWI/SNF related, matrix associated, actin dependent regulator of chromatin, subfamily d, member 1. Gene Ontology annotation, cellular component: SWI/SNF complex; nucleus. Lineage: Eukaryota; Metazoa; Chordata; Mammalia; Rodentia; Muridae. The record is from RefSeq and is a predicted model, not a curated record. Gene Ontology annotation, biological process: regulation of transcription by RNA polymerase II. The transcript is spliced from 13 exons. The coding region runs from base 32 to 1579 and encodes 515 amino acids.